Topomyia yanbarensis is the source of this 4321-nucleotide messenger RNA. It is a transcript of the gene Ankle2, whose product is annotated as ankyrin repeat and LEM domain-containing protein 2 homolog. The transcript has 7 exons. Gene Ontology annotation, cellular component: endoplasmic reticulum. Gene Ontology annotation, molecular function: protein phosphatase 2A binding. Gene Ontology annotation, biological process: negative regulation of phosphorylation. NCBI's taxonomy places the organism in Eukaryota, Metazoa, Arthropoda, Insecta, Diptera, Culicidae. The coding region runs from base 399 to 3782 and encodes 1127 amino acids. The record is from RefSeq and is a predicted model, not a curated record.
UCGCGAGUCGCCUUCGCCUCAUCCGUCUCACUGCAAGGCAACGACGCAAACACGGCUGCUGCGAUUAUCUGAGCUCCGAUUUUUUGCAACGAAAAAGGAAGAAUUUGAUUAGUUUUCGAUAGUGCGAUUCGUGUACCAUUUAAAGUGAAAAAACGCAGAAAGUAAGAAUAGUGUUCGGUUACGUGGUUCGCCGAACCGUGCCCGGUCGCUAUCAUCGGCCGGAGAUUGUGGGGAAAAUUCCUGCCAUAUUUGUUUUUCUUUGUCGAUUUCUCUUGUUUCACGACCGUACGUGGAAAAACUUGAACGUGGCUGCGGAUGCUGCCCCUGGCGGAAAAUCUGGACUAGAGUGUCGAAAUAACUAUUUCUGUUAAAUGAGAAAAAAGGGAAAAUAGCACAACAUGGAGUUCUACGCAAUUUAUCUCCCGUACAAGGAUCCCGAAUUGUCGAUAAAAAGUUUUUACAAUGAUAAGGAUGAAGCACUGAAGGUGCUCAAAUCGCACAAGGAAGCCCGGCUGAAAGCAUUUCGCACCAGUGAGGAAGCAGUGUAUUUCUACCUUAGCGGUCCCUCCGAUCUAGUGCAGACUGCUACGCCGAAGUCUCCAAACAGUUCUCAAUCGAAGCUCAAAGUGGAAAAGACUCCCUUCAAGGCACCGAAAAGCCAGGAGCUGGUAGCAUUUCGAAAGAUAAUCGAGAAGAAUGAACUGGACAAGGCACGCAGCAUCAUUCAGCUGAACCCUCGCUAUCUGGUCAGUUCGGGUGAUAUGCCUACCAUCCUGAAGGAGGGUCCCCGCUACAAUGCACUACACGUGGCCGCCAUGGAAGCCAGCACCGAUAUGUGCAAGCUGAUACUGCAGACGAUCGAAAAUCCGAGCUUUAUCGAGUUUCUGCACGGACAGCGGAACCCUUCGACCGAUGAGGUCAGCGCGAUUCUGCUGGAUCUGUAUCUGAACAUGCCGGACAAAAGCCGCAGCGAAACGCCGCUUCAUUUUGCGGCCAAGUUUGGUGCCGUCGGUGUCGUGGAGGUGUUGAUUUCCUACCCGCAGUGUAAGAUGACCCGGAACUCGGACGGGCAGCUGCCGAAGGAUAUUAUUUGCACCAGAGCUAAAAGUAAAAAUAAUACGCCGGAGAUACGAAAGUCGAUUGAGGAUCUGCUACAGGAGCGUUUCUUCGUGCCGGUUAUACGUGCCGUGGACAACAGCACUCCGCCAGUGGUUGGUGAACCUUUCACGCUUUCCAAUCCGCCGAAUUUGGAGGCAAAGGACAAGUUUAGUCCGAAGUUGGAAAUUAAGGCGUUCGCCGGACCGAUGGAUAAGGAAAAGGCCAAAGUGUUUUGUAAACGUUGGAAGACUCCGCCUCGGUUAAUUCCGUCGCCUCGGUUCAUUUCACCGGUGAAGGCGUUUAGUUCUAGCAAAAUUCCGAUUUCCGUCACCGGUGGUAACACACUGAGUCCGCUGUCAUCGACACCCAUUGCCAACAAACGUGUCGGUGGUCGACGGUCACUUUUUCCGAACCGUUCGUUCGAAUCGGCACUCGAACAGGAGGAACAGGAACGAAGCAAUUCCAUCAACAACAACUUUGACAUUGAGGUCGUUCAGGAGGAUGCCGAUUUGGAAGAGUUGGAGGAAAAGCGGCACGAGGAUGAAAGGAACGGGAAUAAUCUGGUGAUGGGUGGUGGGGUCCGAUCGUUUCGAUUGGCCGGAGGUAGUUUCGGAGUUCGGAUGAGCCCGGUGAAAAAAGGUGGCGGCGAGGCGGGAAAUUUCCUGUUUCGAAAGUACAGGGAACGGCUGCAAAAUUCUUUUGCAACCAUUUACGACGAUGACGAUGAUAAUUUGGAUGCUGGGAACGACACCCAGGAAGGGUUUAAUGAGCUUGAGGCGGGGGAUAAAUCCGUCGGGAAUGGAGAUGCAAAUUUUAGUUAUUUUUGCGACGAGAACAACUCGUUCUACGAGGGCACAAAUAUUACCGAAUCGCCUUCCUUCAAGGAACGGAAGCUACGUCUGACGGACACGGAAAAGGGUCUUGAAAUUAUUGGUCGGAAUUUGGCCGAAGAUCAUGAAGUUGGUUGGAACGAGUACUGGAAUUUCUUGGGGACUUUUGCUGAUCUGAAAAGCAACGAUGGCUUGAGACUGUUCGAAAACUAUCUCCAACAGCGUCAACUAGAAUCUAACAAUUUGGAUAAGGACAAAGACAGUCUUCCGAACCGCAUACUGGGAUCCGUUGCUGUCGAGAGCAAAGCCAACGACAGUCUCGGUUCCAUCUGCGGAGCGAUGGAACGGAUGCAGCUCAAAGAAAACCUCAAGCCUUCUCCACUGGUGACUGCCGCCGCUAGCUUCAGAAAUCCUCCUCUACCGGUGGAAUCGACUCCGAUCCAUUCGCAAAUCACCAAUCCGUACCUGUGCCUGUACAACUCACUGCAAGUGUUCGCCAAACGAUUCGUGAAGAACCUGGAUGAGAGCAGUACGACGAUGACGAUGGAUUUUGCGGCCUUCUUCCAGCAGGCAGUGGUCGAUUGCGUCCGAAAGCUGAACACGAUGGUCGACAACUACCGGAAGGAUGCGGCAUUCGGGACGAUCGAUUUCAGUAAGGUGCACUCCCGGUAUGCGCAGCUCAUCGUGAUCAACAUCGAACUGCAGAAGGAGACGGCCCAGGGGGUGAUCCACCGUCUGAAGGUCCUGUUGGACAAGAGCCGGGAGGUGAACUCUGCUCGCAAGUAUCCCGAUCUGCACGACAGUUUGAUUUGUCUGCAGAACUUCCUGGACUUUUACAUCUUCAAGAAAACCGAACUGAUGAACGACUGCGGUCAGAGUGAAUCGCAAACCGAGGCUAGCUGCAGUCGAACGUGGACCGAGGAUCCGUUGGUACACAGUUGUAACUGUCGAAUCGACGGGGUGUACGCCAAAAAGGGUAGCAUGGAACGGUUGAAUAAACGUCGGGAGCAGAGGAAAAAAGCCGUCGUCGGUUUUGGUGGUGGUCAGACACAAUCGAUUUUCUCACAGGAAGACGUCAACCAUCAGCCCAGUUCUAGUCCAAUAUCGGUGACCAGCUCGAAUUUCGGCUCCUAUCGAAAUCCAGUGACGCUAAUCGCUGACAAUUCCGAUGACGAGGAUGAGGAGUAUUUCAGCUGCAGCGACUCCGAACUGGACACCGAUUCGGAUGGGGACGAUCCGAAUGUUAGCUACGAAACGCCACCCUCGAGUCCAUCGUUCUUUUUCCAACUGCAAAACACCGCGUCAGACCUGAGCACAGUGUCCACUGAUGACGGCGUGGCCGGCGGCGAUCGGGAGGACAAAUUUCUUGACAGUAACGGUGAUGUUGGCGAAGCCGACGAUAAACCGUUCACGAACUUCAUCGAGGGUUUAGAACCCAGCAAACAGGACGUGGACGUGCUGAAGGUGAUUGAAAAACUAGUGAUAGAUUCAGAACAGUACCCGUACGUUCACGAGUGGCGGACGGCGAUGACCAAACUACCGGAUGAACUGAGACAAAGACUCUGCAUCAAACCGCCGAAAAUGCGCUGGCGCGUUGGUGGUCCGGCUCUCGAUAACACUCCAACGAUGGCAGACGUCAGCGGUACUGACGAGUACCAUUCCUAUGGGACCGCGUCACCAACAGGAACCCCGGUCAGUUCGGUGUCAAAACUAUUCCGUUACAGAGAAGGAACGUCAGCAGCAGCAGCUACCAACGACAGUCUGGCGUCCCUUGAUGGUCGUAUCAGUUUAAUGAAUAUUUCCGAGUACAACGUUGCUGGUCAGCAGCGAGUCACGCCAGCACCGUCGUCGUAGUCUUACCGGGGCGGGAAGUGUUCCGCGCGUUUUUUAGUCUGUUUUUGUUCGUUGCUGGAUCGUCGUCCCAUCCAGGUUUUUUUUGGCAUCGAUGUCUAUGCGAAGCGUUUUAUUUCAUCGAUCAUCCCAAUUUUGUUCUUUUUUGGCCCGACCGUUGCUGGGAAGUUAAACUGAACGUAUCGUGGACUUACUAUUAAGCAUCGUUUCAGUAGAAUCGUUAUAUUAUGGAAAACCUGCCAAAAAUCGUUCUGAGAACUGAAUUACAAUAAAUAAUUUUAUGAAUCGAUUCCUCUCGAGUCUCGGCUUGUGUUUGUCGCGCGGGAUUGCAGAAAUCUGUUCGAUGUUCCCCCUCUGUCCCUCAGUGACCGUGAUAUAACCGCAGUGGCAUACAAUCUGUUGAAACCAGUGUCGUUUUCUAUACCCUUUAGGCGUUAAGUGCAAAUUCCCUCUUUUUUAAUCACAUUUUUAUAUUUGAUAUUCACUACUGAUAAGGAAUAAAUACAGCUGAAUGAGCUAAAUAGUCAAUCAUUAAUAACAAA